Fundulus heteroclitus (mummichog) is the source of this 2796-nucleotide messenger RNA. Its product is annotated as gastrula zinc finger protein XlCGF8.2DB-like. The record is from RefSeq and is a predicted model, not a curated record. The transcript has a single exon. Lineage: Eukaryota; Metazoa; Chordata; Actinopteri; Cyprinodontiformes; Fundulidae. Bases 247 to 1272 code for a protein of 341 amino acids.
AAAGAAGAAGCUUCUUUAGACCACAGACCUUUUGCCGACCUGCAUGACCCAGACCAAAUUAAAGGCAGAGAGCUUCCAGGAGAGAAUGAUGGAAGAGAAUCCAUCAAGAUACAAGAUCAUGGAGGUGCUUCUAUUUCUUCAGAGGCUGAAGACACUGAGGAGAAUGAAGAAGACAGUGAUGUAGAGCACCCUCUCUCUGAGCUGAAACACUUGUCAGACUCUGGAUAUAAGAAAUGUUUUACAGGGAUGAAUAAAUGUAGGAAAGGCAACACAGGAGUUAAGCUUAGCUGCAAAGACUGUGGCAAAACAUUUAUGGGAAAAUCAGCUUUAAACAGACACAUGAGAAUCCACACAGGAGAGAAGCUUUUCUGUUGUAAUUUAUGUGGAAAAAGCUUUAGUCAAAAAACACAUUUAAACAGACACAUGAGAAUCCAUACAGGACAGAAGCCUUUCUGUUGCGAUCUAUGUGGACAGAGAUUUAGCCGAAAAUCACAUUUAAACACACACAUGAGAAUCCAUACAGGAGAGAAGCCUUUCUGUUGUGAUCUGUGUGGACAGAGAUUUAGCGAAAAAGGAUCUUUAAACAAACACAUGAGAGUCCAUACAGGAGAUAAGCCUUUCUGUUGCGAUCUCUGUGGACAGAGAUUUAGCCGAAAAUUUCAUUUAAACACACACAUGAGAGUCCAUACAGGAGAGAAGCCUUUCUGUUGUGAUCUGUGUGGACAGGGAUUUAGCGAAAAAGGAUCUUUAAACAAACACAUGAGAGUCCAUACAGGAGAGAAGCCUUUCUGUUGUGAUCUAUGUGGACAGAGAUUUAGUGAAAAAAGUUCUUUAAACACACACAUGAGAAUCCAUACAGGACAGAAGCCUUUCUGUUGUGAUCUAUGUGGACAGAGAUUUAGUGAAAAAAGUUCUUUAAACACACACAUGAGAAUCCAUACAGGACAGAAGCCUUUCUGUUGUGAUCUAUGUGGACAGAGAUUUAGCAAAAAAAGUUCUUUAGACAGACACAUGAGAAUCCAUACAGGACAGAAGCCUUUCUGUUGUGAUCUAUGUGGACAGAGCUUUAGCCAAAAAUCUAAUUUAAACACACACAUGAAAAUCCAUGCAGGACUGAAGCCUUUCUGUUGUGAUCAGUGUGGACAAAGAUUUAGCACCAAAUCUGAUUUAAACAGACACAUGAAAAACCAUACACUGCAAGACAAGGCAAGUUUGUUGUUUAGUACAUUUCAGUACAAGGACAAUGCAACUGAAACUAAAGGCAAAGAAUGAUUUUUAUAAACAAUUGGACUAAAAUGGAAUGCAUGGGGGACCAGGGACACGUCUAAAGGAAGUAUGGCAACAGUUACAUUUAGUUUGGCUUUAUGGGCAGUGGGGAUGAAAGACCAAAAUGUGUUUGUCUUCAAUUGCUAGCAAUCGAGCUUUGUAUCUGGUGGUGCAGCGCAUCGCAAUAAGUAAGAAGCCACACUCAGUUGAAAUGAACCUUGUGUUCAUUCCAGCUAACAAUUUAAAAACUGCCCUGCCUUAAGAUGACACGGUGAGGAGAAGAAUUAAAGAACUAUCUGCCGACAUUUAGGUACAGUUAUUGGAUAGACUUCUUUCAUUGAUGAAUAGCUGUGACUGUGUGUAACAAAGCCCGAAGAACAUUUUAUAAGAAUUUUUUUUGGUUUUCUGCCAACAGUUUGAAAUUUUUUUUUUUGUGAUUUUUGUGCUAAAAUGUAACCAAUUAAAAGUCUUUAAUCUGAUAAAUGGACCAAAUAGGGUUCACUGGAUUGUCUUUCAGUCUUCUCAAAACUUAUUUUCUUGUAAGCUUGAAUUUGUUAUAUUUAAAGAAAACACCCUGUAAAAAAAACAAAACAUACUUUGAAUAAAUGGUUUCUGUAUUUAAAGCGUUAAAAUCUUUUUUUAUUCCUUUAGCAUAUUGGUUAGUGAUCGAUCAACACAGGUUAUCUAUCUAUCUAUUUAUUUAUUUAUUUAUUUACUUUCUCCCUUACCGGUGCUAAGGAGCUAUAAGGAAUCCCACAAUUCUUUACAUGAUAUGACUUAUAAGCACAGCCCACCUCACUGAAAUUAAGAAAAAUGUCCGCAGAGAACAGAGCAUGUGGUUGUAAGCACCAUUUACCCUUUCACAUAUUACAGGAGUUGUUGGUCAUCCAUGUGGUUAAGAGGACUUCGGCCAUCUCUGUCUUUGAUGUCUACAGCAAACACGAUCUGAUCGAUAUUGUAACAAUGUAACAGCAAAGUUUUAAAUCAAAGGAAGCAAUAAAACCACCAGCUGUGAUGUGAUGAAAUACAAUGUAUACACAUGUUACCCCGAAUAUUACAGAUUAAUUUUCUUUGUUGUACACAUCUUUUGUUAAAAACAAAAGCUAUUCAUAUAAUUGAAACAAAAACAAAAUCAUCAUCAGUAUGUAACCUGUUUAAGAAGACUGGGUACUGUUAGAACACUGCAAAAACUUGCCAUCUACAAACAAAAAUGCUAGGUAUUAGUCUGACUGGCAUUUUUUUCAUUGUCUUCAAAUUUUUAUUUAUCAAUAUUGUCAAGUUAUUUCUGCAACCAUUGUGGGUUUUUCUUUCAUUCAACGAGGGGUACCAACAAUUUUGUCGGGGUGUGUAUAGAACUUUAUUUAAAUUGUUUCUCCAAAUUAAAACAUUUUUUUCAGUCACUGUACACAUGGAUGUCAACAUAAAUUUUCAUUGUAAACUUAUUUUGUGUUUCUGUCAGAACUGGUACACCAACACCUAAAGCAACAAAUCCUCAUACUAAGCAAAACAUUUGAGGCACAUAAUGCCUUG